CAGAAUUCAAGCUGAAGAUGAAGCUGUUGGUCGCUCUCCUUAUCGUGUUGCUGUCAGUCCUGCUUCAGGUGACAAAGCCAGCAGCUGCACAAGGGUUAAAAUGCUAUUCUUGCAACGCCCCCCCUCCCAACUGUUACAAAAAGAAAAUUAUUACCUGUGAACCUGGACAAGAUAGGUGCGUGAAAACCACCACAAAAAUUGUAGACUAUGACGGCUCUCCCAACGAGAAGAACGAAUUCGACAAAUUCAUGAAUGUUCUGGUGUGGGAGCGGGUCUGUAUGACUGCCAAGGAGUGUGAAGCCUAUAAGCAACGCACCAAAAUAAGAGAUGUGACCUGCUGCAACACAAAUCUGUGCAAUGCUUGAGAAGGGACGGCCAUGUCUGGAUAAGCCUUGGGGGGGCACGAGGCCUGAGGCAGGGGCAGUGGAAGUUGCUGAAAAGGGGGGUAUUGAUAAAAAGAUGUCUCCUCAAUCAUAUUUUGUUAUUAAAGUAAGAGCUGAAAGCAAA
This is a messenger RNA of Xenopus tropicalis (tropical clawed frog), 507 nucleotides long. RefSeq lists its product as uncharacterized. The record is from RefSeq and is marked predicted. Lineage: Eukaryota; Metazoa; Chordata; Amphibia; Anura; Pipidae.